Molecule: messenger RNA, 900 nt
Organism: Talaromyces marneffei
Lineage: Eukaryota; Fungi; Ascomycota; Eurotiomycetes; Eurotiales; Trichocomaceae
Exons: 7
Coding region: 1-900 (299 amino acids)
Source: RefSeq, a predicted model, not a curated record
AUGGCUCAUUGCUUGGUAAAGGCCGUCCAGACGAUGGCGGAAGACCACCCAGCAAUUACUUCGCUGCAUCGAGCCACGUACGGCAUGGUAUUCCUUGGCAUCCCACACAAAGGCCUUGUCGUGGAAGAUAUCCAGCAGAUGUUGGCCGGCGAUGGAAAGCAUCCACGCGAGAAACUGUUGCAGCAGAUCUCCAGCAAAUCGGAUCUACUUGUCCACCAACUAGCGGAUUUCAAAAACCUGACCCGGGAUCGAAAAGUGGUCAGCUUCUAUGAGACGGAAGCAGACCAGACAGCUAGUCUUGGACACGGAUUGCCAACGGUGGAAACGCACCGGGGACUUCAUCACGACUGUCAGCGCCGAUUCGGCUCUUCUCCAGCUUCCCGAUCAUGUGGAGGACAAGGUGCCGUUGCAUGCAGAUCACUCAAUGAUGGCCAAAUUCGACAUGCCGAGUGCGGCCUGGUAUCGAACAGCGCUGGACAAGCUACGACAGUUCGCCAAAGAUGCGCCUGCGGUGGUGGCGGACCGCACAGGCGCGUCACCGGCCUCAGCCAUGCUCCACAGUGCCUUUUUAAGAAGGACUUGAUGUUUGUGGGCCGUGAGAUUAUCAUCAGCGCGAUCACAGAAAAGCAUGCAGCAAUCGGCAAGCGUCACGAGCGGGUUGCAUUGGUGGGAUUAGCUGGUGUACUCCGCAAAACACAAAUUGCUAUCGAGUAUUCCUAUCGGCUUCAGCAAAUCGCCACAGUUGCGGAGAUUCCGGGAUGGGACAAUCCGAAGGCGAAUAUCCUGCAGCUUGUUUAUCAGUGGUUGUGUGACGAGAGCAAUGGCCGCUGGAUGAUGAUGUUGGAUAAUGCGGAUGAUGAUCAGAUCUUUUUCUGUAGUGAUGACACAGAAUUAGUCUAG